This is a messenger RNA of Rhododendron vialii, 942 nucleotides long. RefSeq lists its product as uncharacterized. Bases 142 to 711 code for a protein of 189 amino acids. Gene Ontology annotation, molecular function: oxidoreductase activity, acting on a sulfur group of donors, disulfide as acceptor; protein-disulfide reductase activity. Gene Ontology annotation, cellular component: cytoplasm. The record is from RefSeq and is a predicted model, not a curated record. NCBI's taxonomy places the organism in Eukaryota, Viridiplantae, Streptophyta, Magnoliopsida, Ericales, Ericaceae. The transcript has 2 exons.
GGCCAAAAAACCGUUCCUUAUCCAUUCACCUCACGUAAAACAAACACCCCGCCAGCCGUAGGCCACUCCCUUCACUCCGCAUCACUCUGCCAAAAAAAUCUCAGCUCUCAGAUCUCCGAUUACCGACUCUCUCUCUCAUCGAUGGCCGGCGCGCUCGAAACCUUCACAGUCCGCGGAGCCGCCGGUUUUCCGGCUGCCACGUUGUUGGCUCCCAUCGGGAGCUCGUCAGUGUGUGCGCUCUCCGGUAACCGGAAAUCGGUCAGGUUACCGGUAAUCAGAGGACUCAAGAUCCAGGCUGCUUAUACGGGUCGGUCUUUCGGAUCGUUUGGUCCGAGUCCGAGACCCGGUCGGCGCGGGGCACGAAUUGUGUGCGAGGCUCAGGACACCGCCGUCGAAGUGGCUUCUGUCACUGAUGCAACUUGGCAGUCACUUGUCCUCGAGUCUGUUUCCCCUGUUCUGGUCGAAUUCUGGGCCCCAUGGUGUGGUCCAUGCCGAAUGAUCCACCCUGUUAUUGAUGAAUUGGCAAAGCAAUACACUGGGAAGCUGAAAUGCUACAAGGUGAACACUGAUGAGAGUCCUUCAAUUGCAACUCGAUACGGGAUCCGUAGCAUCCCUACUGUCAUGAUUUUCAAGGAUGGAGACAAGAAAGACACAGUUAUUGGUGCUGUUCCCAAAUCAACACUGACCACCAGCAUAGAAAAAUUCUUGUAGAGGUGGUAAGAAUUACCAAUCCCUAGUGGAUUCGUUUCUUGUAUUUGUUUCAUCCCUCGUUAGUUAAUUAUGCAAGUUCAGACACACAGCCUCAAUAAACUCAAUAUGCUGCUCCUGUAUAGUUGCUGGUUGCUGCUGUACUUCCUGUUUUGAUCAGAUUAGUUGUAUAUGUCUUACAUUUUUCAAAUGACUUAUUUUGUGUGAAUGGAUUGAAUUCUCUCUGUUUUUCCA